CCUUCCGCAGCCCCGCCCCUGUUCCCCCCACGUGUGAGCCCUGAGAGGCUGGCUGGGUCACUGCGCGUUUGCUUCCUCCAGGUCUCCGGGUGCGUGGAUCCCGGCGCGCCGCCCGCUUGGUCAUGGGGGUCCCCAAGAGGAAGGCCUCGGGCGGCCAGGACGGCGCGGCUGCCCGGGCGAGCACAGCCAAGCGGGCCCGCACUGAAGAGCUCACGGGCGUGCGCUUCAAGGCUCAGCUGAGGGACCCGCAGGGCGCGGGGCCGGCCCUGGAGGCAUUUGUUUCCGCUGCUAAGAAGCUCCCCCGAGAAGACGUGUACGAUGUUGUGGAGGGGUACAUCAAGAUUUCUGUGGAGUGUGCCGAGAUGUUCCAGCUCCUGAGUGGGGAGAAGCGCCCUGAAAGUGAAAUGCUUUUAGUAUUUCAAGUUUUCGAGGCCAUAUUAUUGCGGACAGCCAGUGACCUUUCCCAUUUUCACGUGGUGGGGACCAACAUCGUGAAGAAGCUAAUGAAUAACCACAUGAAGCUCAUCUGUGAGUCCCUGUAUGCCUCGGGUUACAGGAUGGCUCGAGCCUGCCUGAACCUGAUGGCCGCCAUGGUGACCCAGGGUCCCGAGGCUGCCAGGGACGUCUGCAGCCAUUUCGAUUUGAAUAAGAAGACCUUGUACACCCUGGUGACCAAGAGGGAUCCAAAGGGAGUACAUGACGUCCGGCUGGCCUACAUUCAGUUCGCGCUUUCCUUUCUGAUCGCCGGCGAUGACAGCACGAUCACGCAAGUGCUGGACUUGAAAGAAUUUAUUCCUUGCAUUUUUAGCUCAGGCAUCAAGGAAGAUAGGAUCUCCACCAUCAGUAUUCUGUUGUCCACACUGAAGACAAAGGUAGUUCACAAUAAAAAUAUCACAAAGACCCAGAAGGUGCGUUUCUUCACUGGACAAGUGCUGAACCACAUAGCAUCUCUCUACAGCUGGAAGGGGAUUGUCGACGUGAGCCUGGACAGCGUUGAGACUUCUGCUAAAGACGCAGGGAAGACCAUGGUGCGAGAGCUUGUUCAUAACUUCCUGAUGGAUCUAUGCUGUUCGCUCAAGCAUGGGAUUAAUUUUUACGACACAUCUCUCGGUACCUUGGGCAGAGGAGGAAACCUGACUCUCCUGCACUUCCUGCUGGGUUUGAAAACCGCAGCAGAUGACGAGCUGGUUGCUGAACUGGUGGUGAACAUUCUGAAAGUGUGCCCGGACCUACUGAACAAGUACUUCAAGGAAGUGACGUUCUCCUUUCUCCCAAGGCUGAAGUCCACCUGGUCAAAUAACAUCAGACUGCUGAACAAGAUCUACGCUGCCCAGCCGGACAUCUCCCGGGCGUUUCAGACCCGAGAGUUCAUCCCGCUGCCUCGGCUCCUGGCCAUGGUGAUGGUGACCACCGCGCCUCUGGUGUGCAACAAGAUCAUGUUCACGCAGGCGCUGAAUUUGGACAGCGUAUCCGUGAAACACACAGCUUUAUCCCUUGUUGCCGUCAUUUUGAAGAGAGCCUUAAAGACCAUCGAGCACUGCCUGAAUAAAGAGGCCUGGCAGGAGUCGGGUGUCUACACGGCCACCAUGAUGGAAGACUUCGUGCAGCUCUUCAGAGAAGCUCUGAGCAAGAUUUUACCAGACCUGAAUGCCAUCAUCUGGGUCUGGCAGUCUCUCAGGAAGCAGGAUUCAGAACAGGAUGACGAGAAAGGAAAGAAAAAGGCCAGCAAGACCGCUGCUCCCUGCGUGGCUCCCGAGAGCGAUGAUGCAGAAACCAUUCUUCUGAAAGCCGUGCUGCUCCAGGUCAUCUGCCUCUACCAGAAGGUGGUCCCGCACGUGGUCAUGCAGUACAACUUUGACUUCAGCAAGCUCCUGAAAGGGGUCAUCUCAGAGGAGGGCCUGCGGGAGGAGGUGCCCCCGCUUCUGCAGUACCACAUUCUCAAGGUGGCCCUGGAACUGCCCGCCAGCAAGUUUCUGUGGUUAAAGGCCCAGGAAGGCCCAGAUGCAGAAAUCAUUGGAGGCAAACGAUCGGUGUUUUACUUACUGAUGAAAAUGUUUGUGACCAGUGGCCAUUCACAGCUCAAGUCAUCAACCAAACUUCUGAUUGUGAAGAUCCUGCGGGACACAGGCGUGUUUGAGCACACCUGGCCGGAGCUGGAGCUGUGGCUGGAGCACUUGGAUGACACGGCGGAGGAGAGCAAGGAGGCCGUGAUCCGGUUUUUGGAACGAGUCCUCCUGACGUUGGUGGCGAAUCCGUAUUCAUACAUGGACAAGGCGUCUGACUUCGUCCAGGAAGCCAGCGCCCUGCAGGCCCCCGGGACGCGGCAGGACGCCGAUGACGCCAGCAUUCCCAUCUCCCACAUCGACGAUGUCCUCGACAUGGUGGAUGUGCUGGUGGAGGGCAGCGAAGGCUUGGAUGAGGAGGUUGGCUUCGUCCUGAAUGAAGACAUGAUCCUCCUCACGUUCCCGUUCAGCGCCGUGGUCCCCGCCGCCCUGGAGGCCAGGAAUAAGUUGCUCCUUGGAACAGAAAGCGAAGCAGGAGAGAGCGUCGUGGCGUAUCUGACCGGUGUUCUCACGGACCUGCUCCACACCCAGAGAGACCCACUGGCCCUGUGUCUUCUGCUUCAGUCUUACGACCAGUUGGAGCCUCCGAGCCUGCCUUGCCGCCGCCGGCUGUCCCAGUUCAACAGAUACUACAGCCUCUGGAUCCCGGAAGCAGCCCGCGAGGCCCUGCCGCUGCAGACUUCGGGCAGCCCUGCCCCUCCGGGCCCUGCGGCCCCAUCCUUCUCCUCCCUGCUGCAAAUGGCCUACACCAGUCAGGACCAAGGCCAGGGCCCGGGCGGGCUCCCGCUCCUGGACGAGGGGGUUCAGGCACAGCUACGGGCCUCCCUCCUGCGCCUGCCGAUGCACCAGGCCCUGCGUGCCGCCAAACACCUGCUGCUGUACAUCAGGAGCGCCGUGGAGAACUUCGCCCAGCUGGGCCGGAGUGCGGGGCCACCCCUGCUGCAGCUCCUCCUGGAUCUCCUCCGGCGCCUGGUCAUCCACUGCCAGCAGCUGGACGCCCAGAACCAGCAGAAGUGCCAGGCCGCCCAGGCCGAGUCCGACCUCUUUGUGGACAUGGAGUCCGUGGCCUCUCUGGAACUGGCCAGCGACAAGACGCUGGAGGAGGUGCUGGUGGCCAUCCUCAGACACCCCACGCUGGAGGGCUGGUUCCUGGCCCUGGAGCGGCAGGCCCUCCCUCCACAUGCCCUCAGCCCGGUGCUCGUGAAGCUCCUGGCGGCCAGCCUCAGCUCGGGGAUCCUUCCGCUGCUGGUGGCCAGUGCCCCGGCCCUGCGGAGCCUCGGUCAGCUGGGCCUGCUGGCCAGGUACUCGGAGGCCGUCACCCAGAGUGUCCUCCGCGAGCUGCGCAGCCCGAGGGCCGGCUCGGCCACGUCGACACCGAAGACCCUCCUCCCUCCGCUUGAGGCCCUGCGGGGGCUGCACCCCUACAUGGAGGACGCCCCGCUCCGGGAGGUCACCCUGGCCCUGCUGGGCCUGCCCGAGGCCCGCCUGGUGGCCCAACGACCCACCCAGCCCCUCCAGAAGGAGAGACCGCUGACCGCCCUCGGGAGGACCCUGGUCCAGCUGCUGAGCGGCCGCGGCCAGGAGCAGUCACAGAGCGGGGAGCCCCUCUGGGCCUCCGAGUAUGUGCGGGGCCUGGCAGCUCUGCUGCCUGCGCUGGCCGUGGCUGAGCUGGACGCCGUGCUGCUCGGAGCUCUGCAAAGAGAGCCGGCGCUGGUCCCCGCGGUUGGGCUGGCCCUGCUUGAUGACUGCCUGGCGCGGCGGACGCCGGCGGCCCUGGCCACGGCGGCCCUGCUCCUGCGGCACAGCUGGCCGCACCGGCUGCGCUUUGAGCGCUGGUGCCAGCGGGCCGGCUCCAGACUCUGCCUGCGGGAGGCCCCGGAUGACUUCCUCCCCAUCGCCCACGUGUACCUGCAGGGCAGGACGCAGGGGUGCUUCACACGCCCCACAGAAGCUUCCUCCGCUGUCAUUCCUGUCUUGAGGAAGGCUCUGUGGAUGCCGCUGCAGACCAGGCUUCUCAGUGCCGACGGGCCCCCCGAGUCCGGCCUGCCACAGCAGAUCCUGGCCCAGCUGGUCCCGUUUGCCAGAGCCAAGGACCUGCGUGCCCUCAUGGACCGCUUGCCCAGCUUGCUGCAGACUCCAGCCAGUCACACGAGCUGGGUCGUGGCUGACGCCGUCUCAGCUGUCCUGGAAGGGUCAGCAGAAGAGCUGCAAGCCUGGAAAAAGACUCUACUGAAGGCCUGUGUGCAGUGGCUAGUUGCGUCCUUCAGUGGCGGCCAGCAGGAGGAUGGUACCCAGGAUCAGGAGAAGCAAAUGCUGCAGAGGUUUAACGAACGGUUGAAUUCACUUAAUGAAGUUGACCCUGGUGAUUGGCAGAAAUUUGUGAAGACCGGACUCAAGUUUCGGUAUCAGGACCGCGCAUUUUUGGAAGCCCUCCAUGCUGCCACGCAGCUGUUGUAUCUCCCGGAAAGCCCCGCGUGCUCGCAGCUCACCCAGCUCUCGGUGGUCCACAUGAUGCUCACCCAGCACUCCCUGUUCCUGCCCACCCUGCUGAGGACCGCAGAGGAGGAGCCCGCAGACAGCCCCGUGAGAGAAGCACUUCCUCUUCUGCUGGGACUCUGCGCCUGUGCAGCCCUGCACUGCUGGGCAGCUCCGAGGUGUUUUCUUCCAGAAGCGCUGGUGGACCUGAUGGCGGUGGUGGUGCGGCUGUGCCCCUCUGUCUGUGCGAGCAGCCACUUCGCAGUGCUCCUCGGGGCCUAUGGUGCCUCACUCAGCAUCCUGGACCAGAAGAUCUUACUUCUCCUCCGGGCCUACGAACAGAACAAGCACAGCCUCGUCAGCUUCAGGGUACUGCUGUGGGGCCCAGCGGCCGUGGAGCAUCAGAAGACGUGCCGGAGCCUGGGCAAGUCGCUAUGGCAGCAGCCGAGCGUCGGGGACAUCCUCCGCCUGCUGGAUCGCGACCGCAUGAUGAAGACCAUCCUCCACUUCCCCCAGAACCGGAGGCUGCUGCCCCCCGAGGACGCACAGGAGCCGAUAUUUAGAGACCGGAGCACGGUGGAUCUCGGGGACCUUUAUGACCCCUGUUUCCUCCUUCAUCUCUUCAGUGAACUGACCAGGCCAGAAUUUGUGGUGGAUUGUAGAAAAUUCGUGGAUUCAAAUGCUCUGGGCCUGACUGUCGCGGCCCUCAGUAGCUACGACCCACAGAUGCGCGCCGCGGCCUACGCGGUGCUGGCGGCCUACUACUCGCAGCUGGAGGGGGCGCGCUUCCGGGAGCAGCCCCAGGUACUGUACCUGUUGGACGUGGUCAGGAAUGGCAUCCGAACCAAGAACAUGAGACUCACCUUCACCCUGACUCUCUUCAUUGCCAAGGCAGCCUUGCAGAUUUUGAAACCAGAGGAGCAUAUGUACAUGAAGAUCAACAAGUUCCUGCUGUCCCACGAGUACCUGAACAUGAGCAAAGUUCCAGGCUUCUACCAGUUCUUCUACAGCUCGGACUUCGAGCAGAAGACGGAGCGGGAGUGGGUCUUGGGGCUCCUCCGCCAGGGAAUGCGGGACAAGCACUGCUUCGAGCUGUGCGCCAGGCGGGGCGUCCUCCACAUCGUCCUGUCCUUCUUCAGCAGCCCACUGUGCGAUGAGGCGGCCCAGAACUGGAUUCUGGAGAUUCUGCAGAAUGCCGCCCGGAAUGCCAGGUCUGCCUAUGAGAUGCUGCGGGACUACAGCCUCCUGACGUGGGUCCUAAACAUCCUGGAAAGCAAGUUUCUGGAGACCGAGCUGCUUUCCAACCUCAUCUCCUUGCUGCACACACUGUGGGUGACCACGCUGGGCAACAGAGAAGUGGAGGCCGGGGCACAGCCUCCCUGCAAGCCUGGGUCCCAGGAGCCCCCGAAGCUGCUGGCCCUGCACCUGGUGGACGAGUUCCUCUACAUUCUCCUUGUGCUCACGAAGCACCUGAGGCCCACCUUGGCCUCCGCCCAGCUGACCGGCUUCUUCGGGGCGCUCGACUCGGUCCUGAGGUACCGGGCCACCGUGCUGCAGGCCUUCAAGGACAUGAACCGUCUGACCGUGAACGCCACGGUGCUGUCCACCCGGGACGUCCUUGUGCUCCUGCACAAGUGGAGCCUCAUUGAGAGAGACGUCCGGCUCCAGGAGGACCUGAGGGCCGCCACGGAAAAGUGCCAAGUCCGGGAGCUGCUGAAGAUGCUCAAGGAGAAGAACAAGCCCAGUGCACCAGCCCGAGCCAAAGGCAUGCGGGCCCGGAAGCGGAGACCUGGCGAGGCGGAGGAGGCGGCCGACCCCGAGCUGUCGGCGUCCACCCUGGAGGCGUGCAGCGGCCUCCUGAGGUCCAUCCUGACCCACUGGGCGCCCGAGUUCCCCAGUGCCGACCCAGAGCGUGAAGACCCGGGCCCCGUGGGUGCCGUCGCCUCCCUGGUAGCCAGCUGGGUGCUGCGCUCCGCGGCCGGGAGUACCCUUGGCCGGGCGGAUGCGGCGGGCCUCCUGGGCUGGCUCAAGAGCCACGUCCUGCCACAGCCGGCGGUGGUGGCUGAGCUUCUCCGCGAUGGCGCCGUGACGAGCAGCCUGUUCCGCCUGUACAGCCGGUUCUGCAGUGCUGCGGAGCCGGCGGGACCGGAGGACCGCUUGGCCAGCCUCUUUAACGCCGUCCUGCUACACCUGGUGGCAGCCCGGGGCACCGCGGGGAUCCCCCUCCAGCCGGUGCUCGAGACCGUCCACCUCUCCUCCCUGGACUCCGAGGAGGAUGCGGACACACGAGCCGCCGCUGCGUUCCUGGUAUCUCUGUACGUUAAGGACAUCUGGCUGGGGGCCCAGCGGCCAGACACCCUCCUGAGCCACGUCCGGAUGGUCCUUGACACCGCAGAGGACUCGGGAAGGGGCAACGAGGAGGCUAUCGUCCGGCUCUGCAGGGACAUUGCGGCCACAGUCCCUGACACCUGACUCCUGUGGCUGGCACCUCCGGCUCCAGGUUUCAGGAGUCGGGUUGAGUCGGGGGUUUCCAUGGAAGGCCUGUGAGACGCAGGCUGUGCAUGUCGACCUGCUGUUCUGACGGGAAACGUUGGCUUCCUUUAGGUGACUGAUACAUAAGAAGCUCAAGGACUGUGUAUGCAGAGAGGUCAGGGUUACAGUGGGCCUGGGCGGCCCUGGGCCCACGAGCCCUGGUCAGGGAAGACCCUUCCUCUGAGGUGCUUGUUGUUUCUCAGAGAAAUACCUCAAACUGAGGUAACGCUAAAGUUGAAAUGUCUAAAAGUAUACGAGACACAGGAGCAUGAAGAAAGAUGUUUCAAGUUUCCUCUUCAUAAGAAGUCACAGCAAAGCUUUGUGUAACUUUUUGAAUCAAUAAACCUUUCCAGUAUUGUGUUAAAGGUAUUUUACUAAAUAAAAGGAUGUUGUACUAAAUUCUUAAAGUAUAAAACUAUUUUGUCUUCUGCUUGGAAAAGACAGCUUUAUAUUUUUAAAGAUUCCAUUUGAAAGCAAGGACUUUGAAUUUUAUAACUUGUUAAUAAAUGUCUAUUUUUGUUAGA
Molecule: messenger RNA, 7594 nt
Organism: Bubalus bubalis (water buffalo)
Lineage: Eukaryota; Metazoa; Chordata; Mammalia; Artiodactyla; Bovidae
Gene: URB1
Product: URB1 ribosome biogenesis homolog
Exons: 39
Coding region: 123-7010 (2295 amino acids)
Biological process (GO): maturation of LSU-rRNA from tricistronic rRNA transcript (SSU-rRNA, 5.8S rRNA, LSU-rRNA); maturation of 5.8S rRNA from tricistronic rRNA transcript (SSU-rRNA, 5.8S rRNA, LSU-rRNA)
Cellular component (GO): nucleolus
Source: RefSeq, a predicted model, not a curated record